AUGGAAGCUAUGGUAAAGAACGCUAUACAGCAAUUUUGUGAAGAAAAUAACAUCUUACAGGAUUUUCAACAUGGCUUCCGGAGAGGACGUUCCUGCCUCUCAAAUCUGCUAGCUUGUCUGGAAAUCUGGACCAGGGCUCUAGAAGAGGGUUUUGAGGUCGAUGUCGUGUACAUCGAUUUCCGCAAAGCUUUUGACACUGUCCCACACCAACGUCUUCUUCACAAAUUGAGCGACAUCGGCAUCCGGGGAGAUCUUCUGAACUGGAUUAGGGCGUUUCUGGUUGGUCGGAAACAACGCGUCUGUAUCGGGGAUGAUAUGUCAGAAUGGAUGAAUGUGACCAGUGGUGUGCCGCAAGGCUCAGUUCUGGGACCAUUGCUCUUCAUCCUUUACGUUAACGACAGCCUUCAGGAACUCGUUUGCGGCAAAAUAAUGUUUGCAGACGACGUUAAGCUCUGGCAAGUCAUUAAGGGUCCGACUGAUCAGACAUCCCUUCAAGAUAAUCUGCACCGACUGCAAGCGUGGUCGAAGAAAUGGCUUCUAGAUUUCAAUGUGGAGAAGUGUGCCGUCCUUCAUCUGCGUCCAACCAACUCUCAUUCAAAUGAGAGUCUGAGGACUUAUCACCUGAAAGAUAUAAGGCUCCCCGCAGAAUCUUCACAGAAGGAUCUCGGGGUUUGGAUACAGAACAACAAGAAACCAACACUGUAG
Spirometra erinaceieuropaei is the source of this 705-nucleotide messenger RNA. Lineage: Eukaryota; Metazoa; Platyhelminthes; Cestoda; Diphyllobothriidea; Diphyllobothriidae. The record is from the annotation of a GenBank genome assembly.